AAUUUGAUGAAUAGAGUCGCUGUCAGGAGCAGAUGCGGGUACGUUGAUGGAUGCUCGGCGCUAACGGGGAGGAAGAGGAGCUGCGCCAUGUCUCCUCCUCACGGCUACAUGUAACGCUGCUUCGGAGCUGGACGUCGGUGAGAGUUUGUCCAACUAUUUCCGUCCGUCCCGGGCUCGGUGUCGCGUUGCCCUGAGCCAUGGAGAGCAGGACAUGUGAGCUGUGCGCGUGAGGAGCUUCUUUGGACUCUGUAUCCUUUUACGAAAACUUCACCCGGGAGGACAAGCCUUAACAGGGCUCGUGAAGGGGGCCUCUGAGGGCCCACAUCGGCAUGGUGAACAGCCAGGCGUCGGGCGUCGCGCCAGCCCCCAGGGCCUGUGCAGGGUGCGGGGGCAAGAUCGCAGACCGCUUCCUGCUCUUCUCCAUGGAGCGCUACUGGCACACGCGCUGCCUCAAGUGCUCCUGCUGCCAAGCCCAGUUGGGGGACAUUGGCACCACCUGCUACAGCAAAGGGGGCAUGAUUCUGUGUCGGAGCGACUACAUCAGGCUGUUCGGGCACAGCGGGGCGUGCAGCGCCUGCGGACAGUCGAUCCCCGCCAAUGAGAUGGUGAUGAGGGCGCAGGGGAAUGUUUACCACCUCAAGUGUUUCAGCUGUGCCACCUGCAGAAACCGACUGAUGCCCGGGGAUCGCUUUCACUACAUCAACAGUACAAUCUUCUGUGAGCACGACAGACCCGGCGCUGUCCUGCUCAACAGCCACCUGCCUCCUCUUCAGAGCAGCUCUGUGCUGGCAGACCAGAAGGUAUGCUGAGUGGCAGAAGUAACGCGCCUCACACUCUCACCCUGACCUCCACGCUUCUCCUGCUUCUGUACUUGUUGUCGUGGAUUUUUCAUCACUGCCUGGCUUCUCCUCCCGAGGGAGGACGCAGUUUCUCACCAAGAUCCCGGUCCGUCAGCAUAUCAGAGACUAAAUGCCGCGUACAAAACUACAUUCAUGUUAUGUCCUCCAGUUAAAGUGGUAUGUGUGCAUCAUCAAAGAUUUUCAGUACGAGUGGACUUAACUGGCUAAAGGCGUCUUGGGGACCAAGCGAAGGCUGUGGUAAAUCAAUGAGGAUGAAGGUGUACCACCUGGAAGAGGGACCGACGGAUGCUUGAAUGGACGUGAGACGGGCCGGCGUACAGUGACCGUCCCGAGUGUUUCUAAUGGACUCUUGAUCUCUCUCUAGUGUAUGUUAACACUCACACAUGAGGAAGAGCUAUAAAAUGGUACGGAAUUGUUCAGUCUUGGGGAAAACUUAAAGUGAGAUUCAAACCCAGAGACUUUUUAAACACAAAUGUAAAAAUGUUAAUGUUGCUGCUUUUUCAGACGCCCUUGGAACAGGAAGUGAAAAGAUCUGGUGAAGUUUUUGUUUGAUUUCUUCAUCACAUACCUGUUCAAUGUGUGGAAAAACAAAUUGUGGAGUUCAUAACAAAAUGCUAUUAAAAUGAUUUUCCUGUAACA
Messenger RNA from Gasterosteus aculeatus aculeatus (three-spined stickleback), 1499 nucleotides. It is a transcript of the gene lmo4lb, whose product is annotated as LIM domain only 4-like b. The record is from RefSeq and is a predicted model, not a curated record. Lineage: Eukaryota; Metazoa; Chordata; Actinopteri; Perciformes; Gasterosteidae.